This is a messenger RNA of Micropterus dolomieu (smallmouth bass), 1826 nucleotides long. RefSeq names its product poly(U)-binding-splicing factor PUF60-like. The transcript is spliced from 4 exons. NCBI's taxonomy places the organism in Eukaryota, Metazoa, Chordata, Actinopteri, Centrarchiformes, Centrarchidae. Bases 307 to 627 code for a protein of 106 amino acids. Gene Ontology annotation, biological process: alternative mRNA splicing, via spliceosome; regulation of alternative mRNA splicing, via spliceosome; mRNA splice site recognition. Gene Ontology annotation, molecular function: RNA binding. The record is from RefSeq and is a predicted model, not a curated record. Gene Ontology annotation, cellular component: precatalytic spliceosome; catalytic step 2 spliceosome.
CGCCGGGUUCAUUUACAGCACCAAAUCCUAACAGAAGUGACCUGAGAGCAGGUCUCAUAGAGCCAGCAGUCCGGCAGGAUAUCUGUUCGUUAUCCGCUUCACUAGUGAUUAGUCAGGUUCAGAGGUCACAUGACGCUGGUUGUCAAUCGGUAUGUCAACCCAGGGUUUCCCAGACCAGCCUUGGACAGAGCGGCUUUAACUAAUGAGACAGACAAGUAAACGUUGAUGUAUGUGUGUGUGGCAGAGCUGGUUGUAUAAUGUGAGCUGUGAUUGGCUGUUUCCUGUCUGCAGGCGAAGAAAUACGCCAUGGAGCAGAGCAUCAGGAGUGUUCUGGUCAAACAGACUCUGGCUCAGCAGCAGCAGAUCAACAGCCUGCAGAUGGCGUCCCUGUCGAUGGGUCUGGGCGACGCUCUGACGCCUCUCCAGUCAGUAGCAGCUCAGCGUCAGAGAGCUCUGGCCAUCAUGUGUCGGGUUUACGUCGGUUCUAUCUACUACGAGCUGGGAGAGGACACCAUCAGACAGGCCUUCGCUCCGUUUGGACCAAUCAAAAGCAUCGACAUGUCCUGGGACUCUGUCACCAUGAAACACAAGCCGCCAGGGGCAAUUCGGGGUUCAGUAUCUUCCUAAGGACACUUUGACAUGCAGCCUGGAGGAGCCGGGAUUGAACCGCCCACUUCUGAUUAACGGGCAACCCGCUCUACCUCCUGAGCCACAGCCGCCCAGCUAUAUUAACAGACCGCAGCUGAAAUAAAAACAGCAACCUUUCAACCAGGGGAGUCCGGACGUCCCUCUCCAAACUCCUCCUGGGGGACCCCGAGGGUUUCCGAGCCGGGUCAUAUAUAAAGUCUCUCCGGCGUUUUCUGGUUCUACCCCGGAGUCUCCGACCAGCUGGACGUGCCCAGAAACCCUCCAAAGGAAGGAGGGUCCUGAUCAGAACUCACUGACUUCCUGACACGACUGGCUGUGGUUAUCUAAGGACCAGCUGGCCCAGACUCCUGCAAGACCCCCCACAGGGCUCCCAGGGGACAAGGAGGAAUUUGGGCUUCAGUAGUUUGUCCAAGGACUAGGCUGGGCGACCGUCUCUAUCUUCAUAUUGUCUCAUCGUGGCUACUCACCCCUUGGCGAUCUGAGCGCCAGGGGACGGAGUUACGUUACAGCAAGUCGGCGAAAUGCCAGCAUGGGAGAAACGGGCUCAUUAGCUCGAGGGGAAACCACCAGUUCAGCGUUUGCCACAGAAUGAAGUACGCAGAUGACACGACCCUGGCGCCACACCUGACCGGCACCGAUGCCCUGUCCCAAUAUCAACAGGCAAUCAACAACCUGGUCCAAACGUUCGCUGAUCGUUCCCUGGAGCUCAGUACAACAAAAACAAAGGAACUGUGCUGUGGGAGCAAAGUUAAAACAUCUUCCCAUCUCUUCCAGCCUCUCAGUAUCCAGGGUCACUCGUUGAAUCCAUUCUCACCUUCUCCAUCACCUCCCUGAUCACAGGAGACCCCUCUCACCUUCUCCAUCACCUCCCUGAUCACAGGAGACCCCUCUCACCUUCUCCAUCACCUCCCUGAUCACAGGAGACCCCUCUCACCUUCUCCAUCACCUCCCCUCUCACCUUCUCCAUCACCACCCUGAUCACAGGAGACCCCUCUCACCUUCUCCAUCACCUCCCUGAUCACAGGAGACCCCUCUCACCUUCUCCAUCACUCUUUCCAGUUACUGCCAUCAGGCAGUAGUUCCACUUGCCAGGAAAAAACAUUUACAAGAAAUCUUUCAUACCGUCUGCAAUAACCACUCUGAACAAAAAUAAAUAAAUAAAUAGACAUUGUACAGCU